CUGGUAUGUCGUUUCACUACAAAACAAUCCCAAGUCCCAAACACUCUCUCUCGCUCACUCUGCUUCGUCUUCCCUCCUCGAUUCGAAAUUCCAAAAUCCGAUCCAGUCUUCCUUAGGGUUUCUCGUCCCCGCCUCCACCAUGAGCUCCGCCACGGUUCUCGACGAUGAUAAUUAUGCUGCUCAAGAGGUUCGUAGUAUUCAUAAGGAAUCUUUGACGAGCAGUGCACAGAGGAGAAAACUGGCGGAUAUUAGCAAUUUGGGCAGAGAAGAGACGCAGCAGCAAAAUAUGCUCUUCUCUUCUAAAGAAUAUGCUGCGAAGCUUGAAAAGGAGAACAUGACGCUGAUGAAAGCUCUAGCACACAGAAAUAAAAUUAUUGAGCUGAGCGGUGUUGAGAUUCAGAAACUGAGGAUUAACUUACGGAAUGUGCAGGAAAAGAAUUUGCACCUUGCACAGGCUAACAGUCAUAUGUUGGCGGAACUCAAUACAAACAGAGACAGACUCAAGCUACUUCAGCAUGAACUUGGCUGCAAGAAUGUAUUACUCGAAGCCAGGAAAAUGCAGACUGAGGAGCAAGGACUUCUAUCUAGAGAUGACUCUACGAAAGAUAAGGCGCAUGACAUUAAUCACAAAGAUACCAAGAGGAAGCGAAUGUCAAGGAUAAAACCGUCAGAAAGCUCCAUCGUUAAGCCAAUACAGAUUAAAGAGAACGCCAACAGUAAAAGGAGAGUUUCUGGAGUCAUAGAUACUACUGUUAUCCCUGAAGUAACCUGUCAGACUGAAAAUGACGCUGAAAAAGGGUUUGUUUCUCAAGGGACCAACCAAAUUGUUGACAGUAUUGUCAACAGUAAAUUUGUUCUUGAUGCAGCUAACCCCAUAAAAGACGGCGUGCAUAGCAAGAGGCAAUGUGUACGAAGGAAAUCUACCAGGUUUGAUGUUCAAGAAACUGAACAAACGGACGCAGUGCUUGAGAUGGAUGAUGCCAAAGAAACUAAAGAAACCACAAGGAUUUGUUUGAAAAGACGGUCUGCUCGGUUAAGGCCCGAAGAAGUUGAACCAUGUAAAAGCUUCCAUGAGAGAGACGAAGUCAAGGAGACAAUAAAGGGGAGAAGAGUCUCUUCAAGACAACAGUCUGCAAGGUUUGAUUUCCAAGAACCGGAAGUGACUGAAACCGUGAGUGCUGAUGAUGCAAGAAAAGUUUCUGGAGUCAUAGAUACUACUGUUAUCCCCGAAGUAACCUGUCAGACUGAAGAUGACGCUGAAAAAGGGUUUGUUUCUCAAGGGACCAACCAAAUUGUUGACAAUAUUGUCAACAAUAAGUUUGUUAUUGAUGCAGCUAACCCGGUAAAAGACAGUAUGCAUAGCAAGAGGCAAUGUGUGGGAAAGAAAUCUACCAGGUUUGAUGUGCAAGUAGCUGAACAAACAGAAACAGUGCUUGAGAUGGAUGAUGUCAAAGAAACUAAAGAAACCGCAAGGCUUUCUUUGAGAAGAGGGUCAGCUCGGUUAAGGCCCAAAGAAGCUGAACCAUGUAAAAGCUUCCAUGAGAGAGACGAAGUCAAGGAGACGGUCAAGAGAAAAAGAGUCUCUUCAAGACAACAGUCUGCAAGGUUUGAUUUCAAAGAACCGGAAGUGACUGAGACCUUGAGUGCCGAUGAUGCAAGAAGCUUAGUAAGCGAUGGGUCUGAAGCUGUAGAAACAUCUGAAAGCAGACAUGACACAAAAGAUAGAAACGGGACACGCAGGGUCACAACGAGAAGGCAAUCAGCAAAGGGUAAAUCCCAAACAGCUACAGAAACUAAUGGAGCCAUCGAAGAUGUUGUAGUGACAGUCCCGUCUAUAAGCAUCAACACAGUCCAAGAGUGUGAUGUUUUACCAUCGACGGUUUCUCCGGAGGACCAUGAAAAAGAAUCAAAGAACAAGCCUGAAGCUGAGGAAACCGGAGGAAUGAUGAGAAGAACGUCCAUGAGAAGAACAUCGAGACAUGCAGCUGAGAAAGUGCAAUCAUACAGAGAAGUCUCACUUAAAGUAAAGUUGCGGCGAGACUGCUGAAUCUCUCUUGGCCUCUAGCUUAUGUUCUUAAUAUGCUAAAGAUUGUUGGUUCAGUAGCUUACUUCGUGCUUUUGUAUAUCCAAGUCAAAGGUUAUCUUUGACUUCCUCUUCUACUUAAAAACGAUUGUGUAAGCUAAAAAAAAUCUACACUUUUAAUGGGUGUGUGCAUUAGUCAGACUAAGUGACUACUUCUGGUAGUGUUUCUCAUUUCUUGUUUCUGAAAAGUCAACCCUUUGAUUCGAUGACACA
Molecule: messenger RNA, 2296 nt
Organism: Brassica oleracea var. oleracea
Lineage: Eukaryota; Viridiplantae; Streptophyta; Magnoliopsida; Brassicales; Brassicaceae
Exons: 19
Coding region: 140-2047 (635 amino acids)
Biological process (GO): maintenance of meiotic sister chromatid cohesion; meiotic sister chromatid segregation
Cellular component (GO): chromosome, centromeric region; nucleus
Source: RefSeq, a predicted model, not a curated record